Molecule: messenger RNA, 1648 nt
Organism: Rhinichthys klamathensis goyatoka
Lineage: Eukaryota; Metazoa; Chordata; Actinopteri; Cypriniformes; Leuciscidae
Gene: fads2
Product: fatty acid desaturase 2
Exons: 13
Coding region: 102-1436 (444 amino acids)
Biological process (GO): lipid metabolic process
Cellular component (GO): membrane
Molecular function (GO): oxidoreductase activity, acting on paired donors, with oxidation of a pair of donors resulting in the reduction of molecular oxygen to two molecules of water
Source: RefSeq, a predicted model, not a curated record
UUCUCGUUCACACACAGACUAAAUGAGUGUGUGAUCCAAGUGCCUGCUGAGAAGGUGCUUGGUGUUACAGUGCACAGUAAGCAGUCAGAGUUUGAUCAGCGAUGGGCGGCGGAGGACAGCAGACGGACCGGAUCACCGGGACCAAUGGGAGGUUCAGCACUUACACCUGGGAGGAGGUACAGAAACACACCAAGUUUGGAGAUCAGUGGGUCGUGGUUGAAAGGAAGGUUUAUAAUGUGAGCCAGUGGGUGAAGAGACACCCCGGAGGAGUGAGGAUCCUCGGACACUAUGCUGGAGAAGAUGCGACGGAGGCGUUUACUGCAUUUCAUCCAGACCUUCCGCUGGUGAGAAAAUACAUGAAGCCGCUGUUAAUCGGGGAGCUUGAAGCAUCUGAACCCAGUCUAGACCGGCAGAAAAAUGCCGCUCUUGUGGAGGACUUCCGAGCCCUUCGUGAGCGUCUGGAGGCUGAGGGGUGUUUCAAAACCCAGCCGCUGUUCUUCAUCUUACAUCUGAGUCACAUCCUGCUCCUGGAGGCCAUCGCUCUGAUGAUGGUGUGGUACCUGGGAACCGGCUGGAUCAACACGGCCAUCGUCGCUGUUUUACUGGGGACUGCACAGUCGCAGGCUGGAUGGUUGCAGCACGACUUCGGUCAUCUGUCCGUGUUUAAAACCUCUCGAUGGAAUCACUUCGUGCACAAAUUUGUCAUCGGACACCUGAAGGGAGCAUCUGCGGGUUGGUGGAACCAUCGCCACUUCCAGCAUCAUGCUAAACCGAACGUGUUCAAAAAGGACCCGGACGUCAACAUGCUCAAUGCGUUUGUAGUUGGAAAAGUGCAGCCUGUGGAGUACGGCGUUAAGAAGAUCAAGCAUCUGCCUUACAACCAUCAGCACAAGUACUUCUUCUUCAUUGGACCUCCUCUGCUCAUUCCAGUGUAUUUCCAGUUCCAGAUCUUCCACAAUAUGAUCACACAUGGCCUUUGGGUGGACCUUGCGUGGUGUAUAAGCUACUACGUUCGAUACUUCCUGUGUUUCACGCAGUUCUACGGUGUGUUUUGGUCCGUGAUUCUGUUUAAUUUCGUGAGGUUCCUGGAGAGUCACUGGUUUGUGUGGGUGACCCAGAUGAGCCACAUCCCCAUGAACAUCGACUAUGAGAAACACCAGGACUGGCUCAGCAUGCAGCUGGUCGCAACCUGCAACAUUGAGCAAUCCUCCUUCAACGACUGGUUCAGCGGACACCUCAACUUUCAGAUCGAGCACCACCUCUUCCCCACAAUGCCUCGGCACAACUACUGGCGCGCCGCCCCACACGUUCGAGAGUUAUGUGCCAAAUACGGAGUCAAGUACCAAGAGAAGACCUUGCACGGGGCCUUUGCGGACGUCGUCAGGUCUUUGGAGAAAUCCGGAGAAAUCUGGCUGGAUGCGUACCUCAACAAAUAAAACCUCAUUCGAGAAGCAAAGAAAUAUCCACCAAUCAGAGCGAGAAUUUCUCAGACUAGACAUCAACUAAACCGCCAGUCAAUCAGCUCACUAAAAUGACGUUUAGCACUUAUUUUUGAUAUUGAAGCAUAAUUGUGGCACUUUGAAUGUGUUUUUAAAAGACUGAUCAAAGAUGUGUGUCUCGCUCCUUAUAAAGGAUGUAUUUGAAAGUA